Magnolia sinica is the source of this 2079-nucleotide messenger RNA. RefSeq names its product protein DGS1, mitochondrial. The coding region runs from base 58 to 1878 and encodes 606 amino acids. Gene Ontology annotation, cellular component: mitochondrial outer membrane. The record is from RefSeq and is a predicted model, not a curated record. Lineage: Eukaryota; Viridiplantae; Streptophyta; Magnoliopsida; Magnoliales; Magnoliaceae. The transcript has 14 exons.
UUAGUAAAUUAAGUAUACGGAGAGCUCCAUUUGCUAAGGACUCAAAAAUCAAAAUCCAUGGCGGCUUCUUCUUCAUCUGAAACCCUUCCACCCGACGCGGCGGACGGAAAAUUAUCCAUCUCUCUGUACACAGAUCGAGUCUGGAGAAGAUUCCUCAGCUUCCUUCCUCAACCGUCAGAUUCGAACCUUCUAACCAGGAUCUGGAACCUCUGCUACCUCCGUCGCAUCCCGGCCGUCCGAUCUCGGAGGAGGAAACCGGGUCUACCUCUUCCAUUGCUUUCGAGAACGUCUCUCAAAUCUUCUUCUGCGGGUAUGACUGAAGCAUCCAUGAUUUUUGAUACUUUAGAGGAUAUUUUGGAGCACAUCCUGUCAAGUCUGCAUGGUAUCCAGAAGAGUCUACUUUUUUGGCAGUCACGGGCGGAGGGAACAGAUGCCCAAAAGCUAUACUUCAUGGUCUUUGAAAGAGGGCCAAGGGCUUUUAUCAAUGGAACAGUUCAGCUGAUACGUGGAUAUUCUACAGAGGACUCUACCAUGGAACAUCUCAGUCAUUCUGCAGCUGCUACGAUAACUGAAAGAAUUGCCAUCUUAACACGUCUACAAAAGUGCCUGGCUACUUUUCUUGCGCAGGUUUAUAUGGAGGUUCACAAAUUCGGGGAAGUUUUGGAUAAGGAUCCUCACAAGUCAUUGCCAUCACUAUUGAUGACCAUCAAUGACUUAUUUUCAAAAUUGGAAGCAUCAAUUGGCCAUCCAUAUGAGAUUUUUAAGAGUGAUUAUUCUGCUUUUGUGGAUGGGAACAACACAUUCUCGCUUCAGUUUGAGAAACUGCCAGAGAUUGACCAGGAAAGGUCACAGUGGACAGAUUGUGAAAUAAGAGAUGCCAUCAAUUUGAUUUAUCAAAAUCUCAACAGUUUUGACUCUUACCUGUCACUACUUGUUUCAAGAUACCGAAAACCAAGGAGAAUGACUUUGUAUUGGUUACGGUAUACGUGUGGAGCAGUUGGCCUCUCAGUAUGUUCAGUGUGGCUCUUGCGCCAUAGCAGUUUGAUGGGAAGUUCUGACAUUGAUAACUGGAUCAGCGAUGCAAAGGCAUCAACUGUUGGCUUUUGGAAAGAUCAUGUAGAGCAGCCGCUUCUGUCUAUCAGAGAUGAACUUUUUGAGACAUUCAAGAGGAGACACAAAGGUGUAAUGGAGCUUGAAGAAGUGCAGUUAACGGCAAAUUCUCUCCACAGAAUGUUGUUGGCUUUCAGUGAGCAAACAAAAGGUGAAAAGCUUCCAGAGAAUGCAUCGGAUCAGGAACUGCUGGAAAUAGUUAUGGCCAGGUAUGAGAAGGAAGUCAUGCAUCCUCUUCAAAAUCUUCUUGGGGGAGAGCUGGCUCGUGCUUUGCUCAUUCAGAUUCAGAAGCUAAAACUGGAUCUUGAGACGGCAAUGCUAGAACUGAACCAGAUUCUUCGGGCCAAUGAAAUCAACUUUGCGAUUCUUGCCGCUUUGCCAGCCUUCUUUCUUUCGCUUCUUUUGCUCAUGUUAGUACGUGCCUGGGUUAAAGAGGAUAAAGGCGCAGAAGGUAAAGGAAGGAUUGCUCGGCUGCAAAGGAGGCUUCUCAUAGUGGAGGUUGAGAAAAGGAUCAUGCACUAUCAGAUUUGCGUGGACCAAGGCCUGGAUGGAGAUGCUCAGUGCAUGUUUGGGUUGGUGCUUUACAGUCUCGAUCGCCUGUACAAAGCUGUUGAAAGGCAUGCCAAGCAAACUGGCGAAUGGCUAAGUUUGAGACAGGACAUUAUGGAUCUCGGGAAGCCUGGACUGAACACUCAAUACAAACUGGCCAUAACGUCACGCAUGGAACGAGUCUAUGACUGCUUGCUUCCUUCAACAAAACGACGGUAAACCAUUUUCCUGUUUCCUCCUUUUUCCCUUUUCAGAAAUUGGUGAAAAAGAAGAAAUUUUUGGAAGGGCAAUUCAAUGUUUUUGCACACCAUGAGAGGUUAAGAUUAAAAAAAAAAAAAAAAAAAACUGACUGCCUUUUAAGUAUCGGCACUUGAUGGAAAGUGGGCUUUCUAUGCCAAUCAAUAUGUGUUUUCUUGGCUG